AUGUCACUUUAUUUAACAUACAUUAUUCUUUCUCUUCUAUCAUUUUUGUCUUAUAAUGCACUUCGAUGCACUACAGACUGUUUAUUUUCAUAUAAUAGUUCUACAUUAUUUAUUUAUCCUGAAGCAUGUAAUCAAACUGUUUCAGCCGGUACAUGUGCAGCAAAUCUUGCUUUUACAUUCGGUGCAGGACAAAAUAUGUUUCAAUUGACAAGUUUUUCAGCAAGUACAAUUUAUAAUUCAAAUAAUCAACGCCGUGGUAAAUUACAAGUAAUGGAUUCAACAACAAUUUCUUUUACACAUUAUGUUGAUAUUGCUUGUAAAGAUAAAGAUGAUUGCGCAAAAGAUUUAGCAAUCAAAAUUACAAAUGAAAUAUUACAAGUAACGCUCAUCCUACAGAUUCGCUGA
Molecule: messenger RNA, 405 nt
Organism: Adineta steineri
Lineage: Eukaryota; Metazoa; Rotifera; Eurotatoria; Adinetida; Adinetidae
Source: the annotation of a GenBank genome assembly